This is a messenger RNA of Bombina bombina (fire-bellied toad), 3038 nucleotides long. RefSeq names its product guanylate-binding protein 1. The transcript is spliced from 11 exons. NCBI's taxonomy places the organism in Eukaryota, Metazoa, Chordata, Amphibia, Anura, Bombinatoridae. The record is from RefSeq and is a predicted model, not a curated record. Gene Ontology annotation, molecular function: GTP binding; GTPase activity. Bases 101 to 1978 code for a protein of 625 amino acids.
CUGCAAACUGAAACAAAAGUGACUGCAUAAUCACGGUAACAGCGAUACAGAAAGGUCAGAGAUACAGAAAGGUCAGAGACUCUACCUACAAAGACUGAUAAUGGGUCCUAAGGUUGAUAUGCCGCACCCCAUAUGUCUGGUUGAGAACCAUGAGAGUAAUAUCGCUGUCAACCGAGAGGCUGCAAAGAUUCUGAAUGAUAUCAAAGAGCCAGUUGUGGUAGUUGCAAUAGUAGGAAAAUACCGAACUGGAAAAUCUUAUCUGAUGAAUAAAUUAGCAGGCAAAAGUCAUGGUUUCGCUCUGGGAGCAACCAUCCAGGCACAAACUAAAGGAAUUUGGAUGUGGUGUGUGCCUCAUCCAAAUAAACCAAACUGUGUUUUGGUGCUGCUGGACACAGAGGGAUUGGGAGAUGUGGAUAAGGGUAAUAGUAACAAUGAUUCGUUGAUAUUUUCUUUGGCUGUACUUCUGAGCAGCAUCUUUGUGUACAACAGUCUGGGAACUAUUGACCAAGACAGUUUGGAGAAGCUGCAUUAUGUGACAAAGCUGUCUGAUCUGAUAAAGCUGAAAUCAUCACCAUCAAAUGAGGAGGAUGAAGAUGAGUCUGCUGAAUACAAGAGGACCUUUCCAUCUUUUGUAUGGUGCAUCCGGGAUUUCUCUUUAAAGCUGGAGCAGGAUAAGAGGCCAAUUACUGAGGACGAGUAUCUUCAGAAUUCUCUAAAGCUGAAGAAAGGAGUUGGAAAAACAGUUUCAGAUUUCAACUUACCCAGAGAAUGUAUCAAACACUUCUUUCAUACACACAAAUGUUUUGUGUUUGAGCAACCGGUGCACGGAUCGCAACUUCACAAUUUGGAAAAUCUGCCACAAAAUCAGUUGGAAAAACAAUUUGUGCAACAAAUGCAACGAUUCACUAGCUAUGUAUAUCAGAAUAGCCAGCCAAAGACCUUGGCCGGUGGAUGUGUUGUGACUGGAAGAAUGCUGGGCACUCUCACAGUCACAUAUGUAGAAGCGAUAAGGAGUGGCUCAGUUCCCUGCAUGGAGAAUGCAGUGACAGCUCUUGCAGAGAUAGAGAAUACAGCAGCCAUACAGGAUGCUUUGUCUUCAUAUGAGGUUGACAUGAACGAGCUGGCAAGCAAGUUUCCAACAGAAACGCAAGAGGAGUUCUUAAAUCAUCAUAGUGCGUGUGAAAAGAAGGCAAUAAAAGUAUUUUUGAACAGAUCGUUUAAGGAUGACAAACGAGAAUAUCAGGUCCAACUAACAAGUUUUUUGCAAAAGAAAUUUGAGGAGUUUUCAAGAUGCAACCAAGAAAAAUCUAUCACAAAAUGUAGAAACCUAAUUAAGCAACUAAAUGCUAAUAUGGAAGAAAAGAUGAAACGUGGAGAUUUCUGCAAGGCCGGAGGACACAAAAUAUUUGCAAAAGAAAAAGAGACUCUGAUAAAUGCUUAUAAUAAUACCCCUGGCAAAGGAAUAAAGGCCAAUGAUGUCCUACAAGAAUUCAUAGAGAGUAACAAGAUGAUGGAAACUUCUAUACUAAAGAUGGAUGAAUCGCUGACAGAGAAUGAAAAAGAAAUGGAGAAUAACAGAAUUAAACAACAAGCAGCAGAACAGAAAUUGCAGUUGGAGAGGGAAAAUAUACAACGCUUGGAGAAGAUCAGAGAACAGCAGGAAAUCAAUUUUCAGCAGCAGACACUGAUGUUAAAGGAGAAGAUGGAGGAAGACAGACUAAAGCUAUUGAAAGAAAAUGAGUGGCUGAUUGCACAGAAACAGAAGGAAAAAGAGGACAUGAUGAAAGAACAAUUCCACCAGAAGGCACAAAUGUUGGAAGAACAGAUUAAAGAUUUGUCGAAGAAGAAUGAACAAGCAUCUAGCAGUAGUUGGAUAGAUACAGGAAUAGAACUUUUCACGGAUGCUGCUUUGGUUUUAAUGCCUGGUAUUGCAGGCAAGGCUGCUGUGGCUUCAAAAUGGCUAAGAAGAUUGUUUUAAUGGAAUUUGAUGGUGGAGUGAAAUACCUUUAUUUAAUACCACCAUGGCAUCAAUACUAGUAUGUGAGAGCACCAUUGUCAGACCACUAAGUUUAUCUCUGCUAUAGAAGAGUUGGUACAUUUUGCUAUUAUAACAGUUAGUCAGAUUUAUAGUACACAAAACAUAUAUCAUUUGGUAGUAGACUACACAUUUUUAUCACCCGAUCGGAUGCUGCUAAGUAGCUGUCUAUAUUGCCUUUUGAAAGGACAUGAAACUCAAUUUUGUUUCCUUCAUGAUACAGAUAGAGCAUGCAAUUUUAAAUAACUUUACAAUGUAUUCAAUAAUCAAAUUUGUUUUGUUCUCUUUGUAUCCUUUAUUGAAAAGUAGACCUAGGCAGGCUCAGAAGCUGCUGAUUGGUCACUGCACAUAUAUGCAUCUUGUUAUUGGCUUUUAUCAAGCUCCCAGUAGUGGGUUGCUGUGCUUUCAACAAAGGAUAAUAAGAGAAUGGAGCAAAUUAUAUAAUAGUUGUUUAUUGGAAAAUUGUUUAAAAUGGUAUGCUCUUUCUGAAUCAUGAAAGAAAAUUUUGGGUUUUAUGUCCCUUUAAGAAAUAAAGCUCCAUGUGACUGGACUGGUAUGCUAACAAAGGGGGCAUAUUUCUGUAUUAAACAUUUUCUAGUGUUGAUCUGGGUAAUGUUAGUAUAUACAAUAUGAGCAUAAUACUAAAAUAACUUUGUAUGUUCCCUUUUUUGUUGUUGUUUUUUUAAGCCUUCAAUGAAAAGCAGAACUUUCCUAGUAAUCUAUCCUUUGGUUGUCUGCAUAUAUUAUAGUUUAAAUAUAUACUUAAAUUGGUUGAUUUAUUCAUUAAUUGAUAAAAUAGGGUUCUAUAUUUUAUAAUGUAUUGCAGUUAUAUGCAAGAUAUUCAAAUUCAGGGCUAUGCAUUAAUGGUUUUGCCGUCAAUAUCACUAUUGAUACAAAAUGUUAUAUCUUGUGGUUAUUCGCUUUGAUGAAAAAACAGUGUUAUAAAAGAAUGUUCUUAUAUUGUAUAUAUACUCACUAUAAUAAAGGCUGUAGCUGUUUGCAA